Molecule: messenger RNA, 802 nt
Organism: Phytophthora infestans T30-4
Lineage: Eukaryota; Oomycota; Peronosporomycetes; Peronosporales; Peronosporaceae
Product: 60S ribosomal protein L30, putative
Exons: 2
Coding region: 35-373 (112 amino acids)
Cellular component (GO): cytosolic large ribosomal subunit
Molecular function (GO): structural constituent of ribosome; RNA binding
Source: RefSeq, a predicted model, not a curated record
AUUCAGUGGAGCUUACGCAGAGAAACGAAUCAAGAUGGUUGCCUCUAAGAAGUCGAAGAAGUCCUCGGACAACAUCAACUCGCGCCUGCAGCUGGUGAUGCGCUCCGGUAAGGUCGCUCUGGGAUACAAGCAGACCCUCAAGAACCUGCGCAGCGGCAAGGCCAAGCUCGUGAUCAUGGCCUCGAACACGCCUCCGCUCCGCAAGUCGGAGGUCGAGUACUACUCGAUGCUUGCCAAGACUGGCGUGCACCACUUCUCGGGCACCAACAACGACCUCGGUACGGCUUGUGGCAAGUACUUCCGCGUGUCGUGCAUGUGCAUCCUUGACGCCGGUGACUCGGACAUUCUGCGUUCCAUGCCCUCGGAGAACUAGGUGCUUUUCGCCUAGUACGAGGACAUAAGCUGACGUAGAAUGUAAUUCUUUUGAGGCUCCACGUAUUGUUUUCUUGUUUUUAAGUUUUUACAUCACAUAUCGUUGCAAGUGGGGACCGUGAUAAGCCUCUGUGACCACAUCAAAGUCGAGAGGAAAAUAGCUCUCAAGUGUCACAGUUUUCUCGCUGUUGCAAUCGGAAGAGUCGAUGACACGGUAGUAGGUACAGUCGCGGCCUUCAUUGCUAUGGUAGGGCGGCGUGAUAAUGUCGAGGAAGGCACAUCCAAUAUCGUCGUCGCCGACGAGCUCGUGUAGGUUGCUGUGGUCUGGAAGCAACUCCGUCGUGUACGGAGCUGUGAUGGUUUUGUCUACACGAAGACGCGCCUUGUGCUUCUUACCGCUCGCUGCGGCGCCGUCCUUGAUGAGAUCGUA